Messenger RNA from Toxorhynchites rutilus septentrionalis, 391 nucleotides. RefSeq lists its product as uncharacterized. Lineage: Eukaryota; Metazoa; Arthropoda; Insecta; Diptera; Culicidae. Bases 8 to 391 code for a protein of 127 amino acids. The transcript is spliced from 2 exons. The record is from RefSeq and is a predicted model, not a curated record.
AGGAAGGAUGUUAUCUGGCUGGUUGUGGAUUUCAGCGUUCGUUUUUAUUUCGCUCGCUCAAACAGCCUUCCCGAUCAAGUGCCUACAAUGCAAGAGUGACGUUCUGGAGGAAGCUUGCGACGCGGUUGGAAAGCGUGUGACAUGCAGCGAAGAAAACGCCGCCGAGCACUUCCGGUACCUUCAGCGGCUGAAGAAGGAACUGGUUGAACCACGAAGAAACGAAGGCUACCAGUGCAUGAAGAUCAAGGUGGGCAAUCAUCGACUGGUGAAGGGCUGCAUCUAUGCCAAUAUGCCGGUUUGUGUGCAUUUCCGGAAAAGGACCAAGCUGUGCUCGACCUGUUUGGACAACGAUUGUAAUAGCUUGAAAUAUAGGGAUUAUUAUUUGAAUUGA